This is a messenger RNA of Penicillium mononematosum, 870 nucleotides long. Its product is annotated as nicotinate-nicotinamide nucleotide adenylyltransferase. The record is from RefSeq and is a predicted model, not a curated record. Gene Ontology annotation, cellular component: cytoplasm; nucleus. Gene Ontology annotation, molecular function: ATP hydrolysis activity; nicotinamide-nucleotide adenylyltransferase activity. The transcript has a single exon. The coding region runs from base 1 to 870 and encodes 289 amino acids. Lineage: Eukaryota; Fungi; Ascomycota; Eurotiomycetes; Eurotiales; Aspergillaceae.
AUGUCCUUUCAAGCUCUCCGAUCCCAGUAUGCCUCACUGCUGAAGCGGUUUCUAACCUCGACCAAAGACUUCGAGGUCCUAACAACCAUACCGCCCGAUCACUCCGCAGAAUCAGAAACACUCUAUGUCUUAGAUUCGUCCUUCAAUCCCCCCACCCGCGCCCACCUCCGCAUUGUCACCACGGCACUUCUAGAAAAUCCCCAGCCCCGCCCUCGCGUUCUCCUCCUUCUCGCCACCCAGAAUGCGGACAAGCCAUCCAAGCCAGCUUCCUUCGAGGACCGGCUCGUGAUGAUGGAGCUGUUAGCUCGGGAUCUCCGUGCCCACCUCGCAUCGGCACCGGCCUUCGCCGCCUCGGGAUUCACACAUGCUGUCGAAACUCUCCCGUUGAUUGAUAUAGGAGUCACAAAAAAGCCCUAUUUUAUCGAUAAAGCUGCUGCCAUAGAGACAUCGGAUUCUUACCCUGUGCCUCUGGAGCAGGUCCAUCUUACGGGUUACGAUACUUUGAUCCGGAUCUUCAAUUCCAAGUAUUAUCCCCCGGAACAUACCUUGGAGCCUCUGGGACCUCUCUUGUCAAAGCACAGGCUGCGUGUGACUAUGCGGCCGAGCGAUGAGUGGGGCGGGAGAGAGGAGCAGCUGGGGUAUGUGGCGGCCCUUGCUAGAGGGGACCGAGAUGACGAGGGUGCACGUAGGGAAUGGGCCGAGAGGAUUCAGCUUGUUGAGGGUCGUCUCCCUACUGAUAAGCCCGUGAGUUCAACUAGAGCCCGCGAGGCGCUGCAAUCGGCUCCCCAGGACCUGGACUGGUUGGUUCCUGAACAGGUGCGGCGGUUCGUGCUAUCUGAACACCCGUAUUCCGGAAAUUCCAAAGUGUAG